Monascus purpureus is the source of this 910-nucleotide messenger RNA. NCBI's taxonomy places the organism in Eukaryota, Fungi, Ascomycota, Eurotiomycetes, Eurotiales, Aspergillaceae. The record is from the annotation of a GenBank genome assembly.
GAAAACUCCGCAUUUCCCAACCGUUUCGGGAGAGAAUGUCCCUUGCUCUCUACUCUACAUCCACUCUCCCACUCUUGGUCGAUGCUCUGACAUACUUGUCCAAAUGUCUCUUCCAUCUCUAGAACAAACCCCCUUCUCCCUCACCGAAACGGACCGCCAAGUCCUGGCCCAGACAGACGACGAGUUUGUCCUGCACGACUGGGAGGAUCUCAAGAACAUCAUCGCGCGCAAUGACCUCGGGUCUCUGAAAAGGAAGCCCUCCGAUUUGGUCCGCUAUAUCAGAUGGUCUACGGAAAUCAAGGCUCAAUAUGGCUCCGUAACCAACUACGUCUGCCAGCGUCGAUUGGGCUGGGAGCCUCCGUUCACCUUUAGGAACCCUGUUCCCUUCGCCGAUCCCGCAGACUAUAAGAUCCUCCGCAACGACUGGCCCUAUGGCGUCUCCCCGGGCAUUUCGCAUCUGGUCGUCUGGCUCCAGACUCCCAUCCCUGUCAAGGAAGAAGGCGGGGACAUGACGGAGGAAUCUCGGGCGUUGGUCGAGGAUUUUGUGCAGCGGACGUUCGUGAUGAGACUGAAUGGUAUAUGUCCGGACCCUGUGGAGCGUGUGUUGUGGUUUAAGAACUGGACUGCGCUGCAGAGUGUCAGGGCCCUCGACCAUGUGCAUAUCCUCGUCAGAGACGUACCGGAGGAAGUUCUGCUUGAAUGGACGGGAGAGCCGCUUUCCAAGCAAGAUAUGAGCCUUCCAAACUGAUGUCUAAGGGCAGGGAGUUCACCUGCAACGAUACCCUUCAUGAUACAUUUUCUUCAUUCCGUCAUAGAUACAAAUGCAUUGAAUGCAUUUUACAAUUGUGCUCUUUCAGGCUGUAAUUUAUAUCAACAGCAGAAGGCCCACCUACAUUCCUCCAGGGACUAU